AUGAUGAUGAAUCGAUAUGUCUAUUUAUAUUGUUAUUUAUAUUUAUUAUUACCAUUAACAAUUUUUUGUUUGGCUAAUUUUAAUUUAUUUGAAGAAGAAACACGUUUAAUACGUACACUUUUAAAUGAAUCAAAAUAUUUAAAAAAAGUUCGUCCAUCAAAAGAAGUUAUUGUUGAUAUUCGUUUUAUUUUUAAUCAAAUUAUAUCAAUGGUUGAAAAAGAACAAAUUAUUGUUACAAAUUGUUUUGUUGAUCAAAAAUGGAAAGAUCCACGUCUCGUUUGGAAUCCAAUAAAUUUUAAUAAUAUUACUUGGAUUCGAAUACCAGCAACAUCUGUUUGGUAUCCAGAUACAUUUUUAUACAAUACAGCUGAUAAUGCCGGCUUUCUUCUCCCACAAGAUUCACAAAAUAUGAUUGUGAGUUAUAAUGGAACAGUAUUUUGGCCAUUACCACUUGCCCAAUUACGGACACGUUGUCGAAUGACAAUUAAACAUUUUCCUUUCGAUGAACAAACUUGUGAUAUGAUAUUUGGUUCAUGGAGUCACACAAGUUCUUUAAUACAUUAUCAAUUUUGGGAAAAUAAACCUGAAAUACCACAAUAUGUACCAAAUAAUGAAUGGAAAUUAUUAGCUGUAACACAAUCAAUUAAAACAGUUGAUUAUCCAAAUUGGGUUGAACCUGAUACAUUUUAUGAAGUUAAUUUUACAAUUUUAAUUGUACGAAAACCUUUACAAGCUAUUUAUAAUACUGUUGUACCAGCAUUAAUGUUAACAACUUUAACACUUGUCUCUUUUUUUAUACCCUUUGCUCAAGAAAUGCAAAUAGGUAUUAGUAUUAUGUUGGCUUAUUCUGUGUUCAGUUUACGUCUAUCUGAAGAUGUACCAUCUCAAAGUGACAGUGUACAUUUAAUAAGUCUUUAUUUAACUGUAUGUAUGUUUUUUUCAUUAUCGGCUAUGACUUGGUUUGCUAUGGUAAAUAAAUUACGUGAAAAGAAACGUCUACCGUAUUGGCUUCGAUGGUUUGCACUUGAUUAUAUAUCUUGGAUUGUAUUUGCUAGAAAUAUGCAUCAUAAAGCAGUACGUGCUGUUAAACUAGAAGAUUCAAAAAUUUCUUCUGCUACACCAUCGAUAUCAGUUGUAAAUCCAUUACAACAAACAACAACAACAAUGAAUGAAAUACAAAAUUCCAAUAGUUCUUGUUUUGAACACGAUCUAUUAUCAAGUGGAGCUUCAGCAGCAGCUCCACUUCUUUUAUCUAAAAAUCAACCACAAGCAUCCAUUGAAAAAUCGACUCAUUUAACAGCACCUACUCUAUGUAAUGCAGCCUCUCUUAAUGAAACAGUUACUUCAACAACACGUUCACCAUCAUUAGUAUGGAUUCGACGACGAUUAUCAAAUAUUCCAUUAUCAUCAUUAUCAUUAUCAAAAAAUGGACCAUCAGAUAAAUCAUCUAAUAAUAGUCCUAAUAAAACAAAACAAUCGUAUUUAACAAAAUUAUUACGUCAAUCAGCAACAAAAAGUCAAGAAAGUUUAUAUGCUAUACAUAUUUAUAAUCGAUUAGUUUUUCUGAUAUUUUUUUCAUUAGUUAUUUUUUUUAAUAUUUAUACAUGGUUCCUUUAUCCGAGAACAGUUCGAACAAAACUACUUGAUGAUAAAUUUCAAUGGAAUUGUUUUGAUGAAUUUCGUCUUCAAAUUGUUAAUUGCAGUGAUAUGUCUAAAUAUUAG
Rotaria sordida is the source of this 1722-nucleotide messenger RNA. The record is from the annotation of a GenBank genome assembly. Lineage: Eukaryota; Metazoa; Rotifera; Eurotatoria; Philodinida; Philodinidae.